AGAUCAACUCUUUUUAUACUAUAAUUUCUAGGCUGCUGGUGAAUUGUCUCUUCUGGGUGCUAUGGUCUCCUCUCUAAUGGUCCUGGAACAAAAGAGAAGCCAAAGCUUCCUCAUCUGCGAGAUGGAACUUUUAGCUUUGAAUCUACCCCAGAAUCGCAGAUAGUUUUUUUGGCAAUUAAGCACAGAUGUCCACAGAAUCAAACUCCCGCGGCAACCACAGCGCAGAGAACGGAAGCUCCGUUCACCAUGUCGUCCAAAUCGACGCGAGUUUCUUAUCAGAAGUGGAAGGGAAAAUGGAGGAAUUGCCGAGGCUCUUGAACAGGUCGGCGGGAAGAGAUUCUUGCUGCAUCUUCAGAGUCCCUCAGAGCCUGUCGGAGAUCAAUGAAAGGGCCUACCAGCCUCAUAUCGUCUCCAUCGGUCCCUUCCACCAUGGGGAGCCGCAGUUCCAGAUGAUCCAGGAGCACAAAUGGCGGUUCCUGAGUGAUCUCCUAUUGCGGGCGGAGAGCAAGAGAGUUGUGCUCAAGGACUUCUUCGAGGCGGUCGCUCCGAUGGAGGAGCCUAUCCGGAAGAGCUAUUCGGAGACCUUGGAAUUCGAUGGCCAGGACCUUAUCCGGAUGAUGGUGCUCGAUGGUUGCUUCAUCAUCGAGCUGUUCUGCAAAGUUGGGAGGAUAGUCCCGGCCGAUCUCGACGACCCUUUAUUCACAAUGGCUUGGGUUUUGCCUUUCUUAAUGAGGGAUCUCCUCCGGCUCGAGAACCAAAUUCCUUAUUUCGUUCUGCAGAAGUUAUUUGAUCUGUCUGUUGGAUCCGGAAAUGAUGACCCCUCCUUGGCCAAGCUUGCCUUGGGGUUCUUCAACUACAUGGUGCAGAGACCGUUACAUGUGUUGGUGAAGUACUACGAGAAAAAAGGCGUGCAUUUGCUUGAUUUGUUCCUCAUGAGCUAUAUCCCCGAUUGCGAGGAGGAAGUAAGGAGGCCAAGCAGAUUCCUUCACCUGAUUCAGUGUGCAAAGAAGCUCAAUCAAGCCGGAGUCCGGUUCAAGCCGAGGAAGACUCACAGCAUCUUGGACAUCAAAUUCAAAAAUGGCGUCCUCGAGAUUCCAGUCUUGACUAUGGACGACUUCUGGAGUUCUUUGUUCCUCAAUUUUGUUGCUUUUGAGCAGUGCUAUCGCCAUUCCACCAAGUACGUCACAACCUACGCUACUCUUAUGGGGUGUCUCAUUAAUACGCCCGCUGAUGCUGGGUUCCUCCGCGACCACAAGAUCAUCGAGAAUUAUUUUGGGACAGACAAGGAAGUUGCCCGUUUCUUCAAUAAUGUUGGGAAAGAUGUGGUGUUUGAUAUUCACAGGAGCUAUUUGUCCAAGGUCUUUGAGGAAGUGAACGAGUAUUAUCAGAAUGAUUGGCAUGUCCGAUGGGCUGGGUUCAGGCACAAGUACUUCGACACUCCAUGGUCCUUCAUGUCAGCUGUUGCAGCUACGGUGCUUCUGCUGCUUACCAUGAUUCAGGCUUUCUAUGCAGUUUUUGCAUAUCAAAAUCCUCCCAAAAAUCAUUAGUGAUGUUUGCUAUACAAAAUGCAAUACCACACUUGAAAUUUGUAGAUCAGAAUAUCAAAGCUCAGAUGUGAUUAUGAAAUUUGUCGUGAGUUCGGAUUUAUGUCUGACCACUUGUAAGAAACCAUAUCAUAAAUGACUCUAACUCGCUAGCUGUCCAA
Messenger RNA from Syzygium oleosum, 1705 nucleotides. RefSeq names its product UPF0481 protein At3g47200-like. The transcript has a single exon. Bases 186 to 1547 code for a protein of 453 amino acids. The record is from RefSeq and is a predicted model, not a curated record. Lineage: Eukaryota; Viridiplantae; Streptophyta; Magnoliopsida; Myrtales; Myrtaceae.